AUGCGGACCGUCUUAUUAGCUUCCCUGAUCAGUGCCACACUCGUUUUAGCUCGCUCUAAGCUUCAUCCGCGCCAGAUCAGCGGCGUCACUGCGCCUUUGGCCGGAGCCAAUGGCAACGCGCUCGGUCUCUGCUCGCUACAGUACAAGCUGCAGAGCAAUCUGUUCAGCGGCUCAUUAGGAGGAAAUCAGACUGUUCAGGGAACAGGAUGCCACGAUGGCUUGCUCAGCUACAAGACCAGCUGGCAAAAUUUUCCGGGCCCAGCGCCAAUGUCAUAUGCAAACGCCCAGGCAACCGCUGUUGGCCUGUCUGUAGGAUCGAUCACGUCCAUGCCUCUCACUUGGGCUUUCACUUUCGACGCCGCUAGUUCGGAAGCAAGCGCCGUCAUCGCACUCUGGCUCAACACCAACGCCACUGGACAACAAGCUGACCCUACUAGCAAAUUCAACCUCGUUAUCGUUCCCACGGCAUCCCAAGGCUACACGCCAGCAGGCUCGCGAAAUGGCUCUGUGACGGCUCUGGGCAGCACUUGGACCGUCUACACGAAUUCGGAUCCAUCUGUGACGUACGAAGUCAUCACGCUCGUGGCGCACAGCUCAGUGACAGAUGUCACGGGCGAUCUCGUGGCUGUCCUGAGCGAAGCAGUGACGACGCUGGGCGUAUCCAAGGAUCUCUACAUUGUGACGGCUGCUGCCGGUGUACAAGUGCAGACAGGUACCGGCUCUUUCGAAACAAAGUCAUUCGGUGUGCAGCUGCUCACGACGACGACGUGCGACUCGGUCGAUGCUUCGCUCAAGGCUCAAAGCAAGCUCUGUACGAACAGCACACCGAGCACGAGCAUCUCCGGCAACAACGGUGGCCAGUCGAGUGAUGCUCCGCACCUCUCUGGCGCUCGCUCAGCUGUCCUUCUGGCUCUCAUCGCUCUCUUCUGGCACGAACUCACUCGGCUCAAGAUCGAAGUGCUCAAGCUGGAUGACAAGCCAAUCGACGUAUGGGGCACCUACACCAUGGGCAGACGAUUGCUCGACAAGGAGACAAGCAAAGCGAUACCCUUGCGACCCUCGACUGAGCUGGGCUCUCAGAGCUUCUCUGCAGGGCCGCCAACGCAACGACAAGUCCAGCUACGAGGCACUCUCAAGAACUUCAACACCAUUGAGGAGUUCAAAUCAGCAGACAAACCGGCGCUGUUCGCGGCCUACGCUAGCCAACUCUGGGCGGCCUGCACCACGAGACCUACAUCUGCAAACAGCUUGAACACCUUCCAUGUCCUCACAUUUUCGGAUCUGAAGAAAUACAAGUACUACUACUGGUUCUGCUUCCCCUCAUUCAUCGCACAGCCUGCAUGGCAAUGCGAUUCUGCAUACACAACGCUCGACGCCGAAGCGGAUCACGCGCACGCGCAAGUAAUGGCAGAUUGGGCAGCGCAAUCUCAAGAGGACAGCGCCGCGUGUCUUCUUAAGAGUGUGCAGGGAAGACUCGUCGCGGGCAAGCUCAGCGAGUUCGGUACAUUCUUCGAUGCGAGUGACGCGCCGACGGUUGCAUUCGUCGACCCAUCUGCCCACGAAAGUGCGCUCGGCUGGCCAGCUCGAAAUGUACUCACCUAUCUCUCGGAAGCCUUUGAAGCUCGGAAAGUCACAGUCAUCGCUUUGCGUGCGCCUGCUAGUGACGGCACGCCUCAGUCCAGAACGAUCACGGUCAGCAGAGAUGCGCAGGCAUCAGGACAGCAACCUGCAGCAGUGGGAUGGGAGAAGAACGCAGCCGGUAAGCUAGGACCACGUCUUGCCGACUUGGGCCCCAUGAUGGAUCCUACGAGACUGGCGGAUCAAGCAAUCGAUCUCAAUUUACAGCUUAUGCGGUGGAGGAUACUACCAGAACUCGACCUCGAGAAGAUCAAGACGACAAAAUGCCUGCUUCUUGGCGCUGGCACGCUCGGCUGCUAUGUAUCGCGAAGCCUCCUGGCAUGGGGAGUACGCACGAUCACUCUCGUCGACUCCUCGACUGUGUCUUUCUCCAAUCCCGUCAGACAACCGCUUUUCGAAUUCAAAGACUGUCUAGAAGGCGGCAAGCCGAAAGCAGGAGCUGCAGCAGAUGCGCUCAAACGGAUAUAUCCUGCCGUCAAUGCGACUGGCAUCCACAUGUCUAUACCUAUGCCUGGUCAUCCUGUACCUCCGAAAGCUGUCGAGGAUACGCGCGCCACUGUACAAAAGCUCGAAAGGCUCAUCGACGAGCACGACGUGAUCUACCUUCUUAUGGACUCGCGGGAGUCUCGCUGGCUGCCUACCAUGCUAGGCGCUGCCAAAGGCAGGUUGGUCAUGAAUGCAGCCCUAGGAUUCGAUUCGUUCCUCGUCAUGCGACACGGGCUGCCGCCGGCGGAUGCUACAAAGAAGCCACAAUCGACGGGCGUCAAUCUCGAUCGUCUCGGCUGUUACUACUGCAUGGAUCUGGUCGCGCCAAUCGAUUCUCUGACAGAUCGCACGCUCGACCAAAUGUGCACAGUCACCCGGCCUGGCUUAGCAGCAAUUGCAUCUGCAACGGCAGUAGAACUGAUGUGCUCUGUUCUCCAGCACCCUCAAGGAGCACACGCACUGUCAGAUGUACCACUGCCGGGGCAGGAAGCACAACAAGAUACACAGUCUGUCCUUGGCCUGGUGCCACAUCAGCUCCGCGGCAUGCUGGGCCGGUUUGAGACGCUCAAGAUCACCGGACAAGCAUAUGACAAGUGCACAGGCUGCAGCCAGACGAUUGUCAAUGAAUAUCUCAAACGUGGCUUCGAGAUGGUGCUCGACGUUUGCGCAGACGGCAAAGCUUUGGAAAGGAUGACAGGUCUAGACAAGCUUCACGCAGAGACAGAAGCCGCUAUGGAGAGCCUUGAUUGGGACUCGGAUGGUGCGAGCGACAUGUAG
Messenger RNA from Mixia osmundae IAM 14324, 2901 nucleotides. Its product is annotated as glycoside hydrolase family 12 protein. Bases 1 to 2901 code for a protein of 966 amino acids. Gene Ontology annotation, cellular component: cytoplasm; phagophore assembly site. The transcript has 12 exons. The record is from RefSeq and is a predicted model, not a curated record. Gene Ontology annotation, molecular function: cellulase activity; Atg8 activating enzyme activity; Atg12 activating enzyme activity. Lineage: Eukaryota; Fungi; Basidiomycota; Mixiomycetes; Mixiales; Mixiaceae. Gene Ontology annotation, biological process: cellular response to nitrogen starvation; protein modification by small protein conjugation; piecemeal microautophagy of the nucleus.